GGAACUGAUGAACUUCUGACCAUUUUAAACAUCUGAAAGAUGUUUGGGGUUCCAGCCUGAAGAUACCUACAACUUCUAAAGCAGGCCGUUUUCUUCUUUUACAUAGAUGCUAGAUGGUGACUUCUGGAGGAGAUGUUUGCAGUUGCUUUCUUUGGCUUGUCUUUGAUGGCAUGGCACCCCAGUGUGACUGCACAAGAGAAGGUGAACCAGUGAGUUCCUCGGGCUGCAACUCCUGAAGCAGUUGAUUGUCAGUUGAGUGACUGGUCAGAAUGGACAGAUUGUUUUCCAUGUCAGGACAAAAAGUACCGACACCGGAGCCUCUUGCAGCCAAGCAAGUUUGGGGGAACCAUCUGCAGUGGUGAUAUUUGGGAGGAGACCAGCUGUAACAGCCCCACACCUUGUCUGAGGCAAGCACAGUGUGGACAGGAUUUCCAGUGUGGAGAGACAGGUCGCUGCUUGAAACGCCACCUGGUAUGUAAUGGAGACAAUGACUGCCUUGAUGGCUCCGAUGAGGACAACUGUGAGGACACCAUGGUCACUGAGGAUGACUGCCAUCAAUAUGACCCAAUCCCAGGAUCAGAAAGGGCAGCUUUGGGGUACAAUAUCCUCACUGAAGAGGUAGCCCUGAGUGUGUAUGAUGCCAAGUAUUACGGCGGCCAGUGUGAGACUGUGUACAAUGGUGACUGGAGGAAGCUCCAGUAUGACCCCACCUGUGAGCGCCUCUACUAUGGGGAUGACGAGAAAUAUUUUCGGAAACCCUACAACUUCCUUAAGUACCACUUUGACGCCCUGGCAGAUACUUUAAUCUCCUCAGAGCUCUAUGAUGAUGCAAAUGAGCUCUUUUCUAAAAUAAAAACGGACAAGUCACAGUCAAAUGGCAUAACCUUUGGCAUAGGCCCAGCAAAAGUUCCUAUAACACUGACAGCGAAUGUAUCCUGGUCCGACAAAUCUUCGUUCAUGGAAGAGUUAAGCAAGUAUAAUGAGAAGAGAUUCAGCUUCAUGAGAGUGUCUACAGAGGUACAGACCGCACAUUUUAAGAUGAGGAGGCACAAUAUUGUGCUGGAUGAAGGAAUGCUGCAGUCACUGAUGGAGCUCCCAGAGCAGUUCAACUAUGGAAUGUAUGCCAAGUUCAUCAAUGACUACGGCACCCACUACAUCACCUCUGGGACCAUGGGUGGCAUUUAUGAAUACGUUCUGGUACUUGACAAACAGAAAAUGAAAGAUGGCCGUAUUACUGCGGAAGAUGUCCAAAACUGCAUCGGAGGCAACCUGGGCCUGGAGUUUGGGGAUACUUGGAUCGUUGGAGGAAGUUUAUCAGGAUUUAAUUGCGAGAAGUCUGGAGAUGCUAACAGAGAAAUACAUAAGGCGAGCUUGGCAGUGGAGGAGAUCAUUUCUCGGGUGCGAGGUGGCAGUCCUGACAGUGGCUUGAUACAAAAUAGAAGUACCAUUACAUACCGGUCCUGGGGGAGAUCAUUAAAGUAUAACCCUGUUGUUAUCGAUUUUGAGAUGCAGCCCAUCCACCAGUUGCUGCGGUACACAAACCUGGGGCCUCUGGAGACCAAACGGCAGAACCUGCGCCGGGCCUUGGACCAGUACCUGAUGGAAUUCAAUGCCUGCCGCUGUGGGCCCUGCUUCAACAAUGGGGAGCCCAUACUCCAGGGUACCAGCUGCAAGUGCCAGUGCAGUGCAGGUCGGCAAGGCCUUGCCUGUGAGCAGAUGGCGACGGCGACGGAGGGAGUCAAAGCAGAUGGUCGCUGGAGCUGCUGGAGCUCCUGGUCAGCAUGCAGAGCGGGUACCCGGGAAAGGAGGAGACAGUGCAACAACCCUGCACCCCAGAAUGGAGGUGCCCCAUGCCCAGGGAAGAGCAUGCAGACCCAGACCUGCUGA
Peromyscus leucopus (white-footed mouse) is the source of this 1887-nucleotide messenger RNA. It is a transcript of the gene C8a, whose product is annotated as complement C8 alpha chain. The transcript is spliced from 11 exons. Gene Ontology annotation, molecular function: protein binding. Gene Ontology annotation, cellular component: membrane attack complex. NCBI's taxonomy places the organism in Eukaryota, Metazoa, Chordata, Mammalia, Rodentia, Cricetidae. The record is from RefSeq and is a predicted model, not a curated record. Gene Ontology annotation, biological process: immune response.